AUGAGCGACCACAAUAUAGUUCUCGAGUGGUUGAAGUCCGUGGAAUUGGAUGAGUACUUCGAAAGUUUUGUGGACAACGGUUACGACGAUCUCGAAAUGUGCAAGCAGAUUGGUGAGCCAGACUUGGAUGCGAUUGGUGUGACCAAGUCCAAACACCGGGAUGUUAUUCGAAAAGCCAUCCGUACACUUCGGGAGAAAGGUGGAACAUCGGUAUAUCUUAGCUUGGAAGAAUGUAGGAAACUGCAAGCUACACCAGAAAAGGGGUGUGCGAAGGAAGAAGCUGCCAGGAAGAGAAACUCAUCCAUUUCCUCCGACAGUGCUGGGCCCCGACUUUUGCCCACUACCAGGUAAGAUCAGGAAUUCUUUUUAUCUUGUCAGGUGUCAUUCCCCGUCUGUUAGGAUAGUCUUGAAUCCAGACAGAUACUGAAUAGGCUGUCUUUUUGAAUUCACGGAAGAUUCAGUCUCUACUGAAGAGGAGAAUUCUGACAAGAAAUAUUUCUAGGAAUCUCGUAAGAUUGAAGGGUGUUUAAGAGAAAGGAGUAACGUUUGCUGUAGAUUCAAAAUGGACGUUUUUCAAAGACUGGUCAUGUGUCAGUGCCCCCGAUAUGUAUAUAGAAUAAAUUCUCAAAAAAAAAAAAAAAAAAAAAAAAAAAAUGGUUGCUUGUAUUUAAAUAAAUAGUUCGGAUAUAAAAUUGUUUUACGGAGACAAAUAUAUAGUUUUUGUUUCUAUUCGUGAGGGUGUGCAUAAUACAGGGUGUUUCUGAACUCUUGGGAAAAUCUUUCAGGGGUGAUAGUGCAUAUCAGGACGGACAAUAUAAUGGCAAAAAAAGGGGGCCCAUACAUCUUCCAAUAAUAGGU
Uloborus diversus is the source of this 858-nucleotide messenger RNA. RefSeq names its product sterile alpha motif domain-containing protein 5-like. Gene Ontology annotation, molecular function: protein binding. NCBI's taxonomy places the organism in Eukaryota, Metazoa, Arthropoda, Arachnida, Araneae, Uloboridae. Bases 1 to 351 code for a protein of 116 amino acids. The transcript is spliced from 2 exons. The record is from RefSeq and is a predicted model, not a curated record.